Molecule: messenger RNA, 592 nt
Organism: Macroventuria anomochaeta
Lineage: Eukaryota; Fungi; Ascomycota; Dothideomycetes; Pleosporales; Didymellaceae
Exons: 2
Coding region: 149-502 (117 amino acids)
Source: RefSeq, a predicted model, not a curated record
ACAAUGGAAGCUUGGAUAGCCGCACUCAAGUGUCCACGUGCGCGUACAGUGGAGAGCAAGGCACUUGUGGUGAAGGGUCUUCCUCGGACGAUAAUACACCACGAGGACCCGCGUCCAGAAUGGCGUGCGGUUCCAGGAAGAGGUGGUCAUGCCUCGACACCGAAGCUCCUGGCGCCGCAGGUAUGGAGCGUCUUACUAUCCUUCGAGGUACUAUGCUCGCCCUCCUAGAGCUCACUACGUGGGCGGCGCCGUGUCAUACCCUGCACGGUACCCUGCAAAUGUUGGCUACCACCGAGCCAUGGCUACCUCAGCAAUGGUACCUCGAGGCUACGUACAUAGCACUGGUAGCUACAUGUCUGGGGGUCGCGCUCUCAUGCCGAGCGCCUACAACAUGGUGAGUGGACAGUUUCCUCUCAAUUUCGUUUGGUCUCCCCUCGCACUUGCCUUCAUCACACCGCUUGUCCACGUGCACUGGCUCGAACUGGACCUCGAACGCUGUUAGUCAGUCUGACUCAACCCCAAAGACGCUUCCUUCUCAUCUGCCUGGGGUUGCUUCUUACCUACCUUCACCCCGCCUUCACCUGCGCCUUCU